Molecule: messenger RNA, 609 nt
Organism: Nelumbo nucifera (sacred lotus)
Lineage: Eukaryota; Viridiplantae; Streptophyta; Magnoliopsida; Proteales; Nelumbonaceae
Source: RefSeq, a predicted model, not a curated record
AUGUCUUACGGGUUCCCAUACUUUUCUCCACCACCUCCUUUCUACUACAAGUCUCCACCUCCUCCUGCCUACUACAAGUCUCCACCUCCCCCAGUGGUGGCACCACCUCAUCAGCCCUACAGUCCACCACCACCACCUCCACACCACUCUUAUCAACCACCACCCUUUUCACUGCCACCUCAACACUCUUAUCAACCACCACCACCACCACCCCCUCAUCCAUAUGCUCCACCACCCCAUCAUCUUGUCCCUUCACCACCCUCAGGACACCAUUCCACAGUUGUAAUUGCUGUGUGUGCUUCACUUGGUGGCCUCCUCUUUCUUGCAUUCCUCGCUGCUUGUCUCUGUUGCUUUGCCAAGAAGAAGAAGAAGUGCAAAGAAACUGAAGUCAUAAAUGUUGACGAACAUACGAGGGUUCAGGAGGCAAUUGUCCCUGGUCCGCAUGGCACACAAGCAAUGGUACUAAAAGUUGAGGAGGAUGUGCAUGUACAAGAAGCAAUCAAGAAAGAAAAGGUCGGUCAUGGUUUGCAUCUGAAGUCUGUGGGGAGCCCUUCUCAUGCUUCAGACGUCUCCUCAUCCUCUUCUGGUUCCAGUCAUCACCGCUCAUAA